This is a messenger RNA of Canariomyces notabilis, 3636 nucleotides long. RefSeq names its product calcium-translocating P-type ATPase. Lineage: Eukaryota; Fungi; Ascomycota; Sordariomycetes; Sordariales; Chaetomiaceae. Gene Ontology annotation, molecular function: ATP binding; ATP hydrolysis activity; P-type calcium transporter activity. Bases 1 to 3636 code for a protein of 1211 amino acids. Gene Ontology annotation, cellular component: intracellular membrane-bounded organelle; plasma membrane. The record is from RefSeq and is a predicted model, not a curated record. Gene Ontology annotation, biological process: intracellular calcium ion homeostasis; calcium ion transmembrane transport. The transcript is spliced from 4 exons.
AUGGCCGAUUCAGAUGCCUUGGGCAAAGAGCCCUUGAGCUCCACACACCCUUCCCAACACGGAGAUGUGCCGGUUGCGACAGCGCCGGCUACGACGCCAGCCGGCGCCGCCCGGCGUUCGGCCCGGUUCGAACUCAAUGUCCACGAUGCCCUGACCCCGGAACGGAACACCGAGGAUAUGUUUGUUGUCAAGGACAACAAAUUCGCAUUCUCGCCUGGUCAGCUGUCUAAGCUUUUCAACCCCAAGAGCUACGACGCUUUCUACGCGCUAGGCGGUCUUGCAGGCUUGGAAAAGGGAUUGCGCACCAAUCGCGAUACUGGCCUGAGUGUCGACGAGACGACGCUCGAUGGCGCUGUUACGUUUGAAGAAGUUGCGCCGAAAGGGACGCCCAAGUACGGCGCCAACGGCGAUAUUGAACCCGUGGCGACGAGCGCCAACCCCACCGCGCCGCCGCCGGCGCACCAUGGCGGAGAGAAUACGUUUGUAGACCGGAAGCGCGUCUUUAGGGAUAAUAGGCUGCCGGAGAAGAAGAGCAAGACGCUGCUACAGCUGGCUUGGAUCACCUACAACGACAAGGUGCUGAUCCUGCUGACCAUCGCCGCUGUCGUCUCCCUCGCGCUUGGCUUGUACCAGACCUUUGGUGUUCACCACGAAUCGACUGAUGGCGCGAGUCUAGAAUGGGUUGAAGGCGUUGCAAUCAUGGUUGCUAUCAUCAUUGUUGUUGUCGUGGGCACCUUGAACGACUGGCAGAUGGAGCGCCAGUUCAACAAGCUUAACGAAAAGCACAACGACCGUACCGUCAAGGUGAUCCGUUCCGGCAAGUCGGUUGAGAUCUCGGUAUUCGACAUCAUGGUCGGCGACGUCAUGCACCUGUAUUCCGGCGACCUCGUGCCCGUGGACGGCAUCUUCAUCACCGGACAUGGCGUCAAGUGCGAUGAAUCAUCUGCGACUGGCGAAUCCGACCUGCUAAAGAAGGUUCCGGCUGACGAGGUGUUUGCCGUCUUGGAGAACAUCGCGGAGGGAGGCGAACCCCCCGAAGACAUUGAGAAACUCGACCCAUUCAUCAUCUCUGGCAGCAAGGUCAAUGAGGGCACCGGAACCUUCUUGGUGACCGCCGUAGGCGUCAACUCGAGCUAUGGCCGGACCAUGAUGUCGAUGCAGACUGAGCAGGAGGACACGCCGCUGCAGAAGAAGUUGAACGGUUUGGCUGAUGGGAUCGCCAAGUUUGGCGGAGGUGCCGCUCUACUGCUCUUCAUCGUUCUCUUGAUCAAAUUCCUGGCUCAGCUCCCAGGCAACACCGAUACUCCCGACCAAAAGGGCCAGAGGUUCCUCCGGCUCUUCAUCACGUCGGUCACGGUCGUUGUGGUUGCAGUACCCGAAGGCCUGCCGCUGGCCGUUACAUUGGCCCUGGCGUUCGCUACAACCCGGAUGAUGCGCGAUAACAACCUGGUUCGCGUUCUCAAGGCUUGCGAGACAAUGGGAAAUGCGACCACUGUCUGCUCCGAUAAGACUGGCACUUUGACCCAGAACAAGAUGACGGUAGUGGCCACCACUCUAGGCAAGAGCAUCAGCUUUGGCGGGACCGAUCCGCCUUUGGAUGACGAGGCGGCGGCGGCCGAGACGGAGAUUACGAUUCCUAAUGUGUCGGUCAGCGAGUUUGUAAAGACGAUGAGCGAUACAACCAAGCAUCUCGUCAUUCAAGCCAAUGCCGUCAACUCCACCGCGUUUGAGGGCGAUGUCGAAGGCGAGAAGACAUUCAUUGGAUCCAAAACCGAGGUUGCCCUGCUCACUCUUUGCCGCGACCACCUCGGUGCUGGUCCCCUGCAGGAGGAACGCGCGAAUGCAAACAUCGUCCAGGUAGUACCCUUCGAUUCGGCCGUCAAGUAUAUGGCAACGGUUGUCCAGUUACCCAACGGAAAGUUUCGGGCCUACGUCAAGGGUGCUUCGGAGAUUCUGCUGUCCAAGUGCACCAGCAUCAUCGCCGACCCGGCCAGUGAAGAGCUAACUACCACCCCGAUGACCGAAAACGAUCGCGCUCAGUUCUUGCAGACCAUUACCUCAUAUGCUGGACAGACCCUUCGCACCAUCGGUUCGUCAUAUCGCGAGUUCGACUCAUGGCCGCCCCCGGAGCUUGCGGGCCAGACGGAAUUGACGGCCGUCGAAUUCGACAAGGUCCAUCAAGACAUGACGCUCGUGGCCAUCUUCGGUAUCAAAGACCCACUGAGGCCUACGGUCAAGAACGCCAUCAAGGACUGCAACCGCGCUGGUGUGGUCGUGCGCAUGGUUACUGGCGAUAACCUGUUGACCGGCAAGGCGAUUGCCAGAGAGUGCGGCAUCUACAAGCCCGAAGAGGGCGGCAUCGCCAUGGAAGGGCCCGUGUUCCGUCGCAAGAGCGAGGAGGAGCUCAGGGAGCUUGUGCCACACCUCCAAGUCCUGGCUCGCUCGAGCCCCGAGGACAAGCGGAUCCUGGUAAAGACCCUGAAGGAUCUCGGCGAGACGGUUGCCGUGACUGGCGACGGCACCAAUGACGCGCCGGCUCUGAAGAUGGCCGAUAUCGGGUUUGCCAUGGGCAUUGCAGGUACAGAAGUCGCCAAGGAAGCAGCCGCGAUCAUCCUUAUGGAUGACAAUUUUGCGUCCAUCGUGAAGGGCAUCAGCUGGGGUCGGGCUGUCAAUGAUGCGGUCAAGAAGUUCCUGCAGUUCCAACUCACUGUCAACGUCACCGCCGUCGUAUUGACCUUUGUUUCCGCCGUCGCCAGUGCCGAAGAGGAAUCCGUGCUCAAAGCAGUCCAGCUUCUCUGGGUCAAUCUGAUCAUGGAUACCUUUGCUGCGCUCGCUCUCGCCACGGAUCCGCCUGCGCCGUCCAUCCUGGACCGCAAACCAGACAGAAAGUCGGCUCCCCUGAUCACCACCCGCAUGGGCAAGAUGAUUAUCGGACAGGCCAUCUGCCAGCUCGCUAUUACCUUUGUUUUGCACUUUGGAGGCGCACAGCUGCUCGGUUACAACAUGGCGGAUAGGGAGCAGGAGAAAUCGCUCAACACACUGGUCUUCAACACGUUUGUCUGGCUGCAGAUCUUCAAUGAGCUAAACAACCGCCGUCUCGACAACCGUCUCAAUAUCCUCGAAGGCAUCACCCGCAACUACUUCUUCAUGUUCAUCAACCUCAUCAUGGUCGGCGGGCAAGUCCUCAUUAUCUUCGUUGGCGGCGACGCCUUCCAGAUCAAGCCGCUGAACGGCAAGGAAUGGGGCCUGUCUAUCGGCCUGGGGGCCAUCUCAAUCCCAUGGGGUGCUCUGAUCCGCAAGUUCCCCGACGAGUGGGCCGCCGCCAUGGUGCCCAGGAUCAAGCUGCCCAAGAUCAGGCUGUUCGGCAAGAAGAAGCCGAAGCAGAAGGACCUUGACUCGGAGAAGGGCCCCGAGUCCCCGUCGCUGGACGCCGAGGCCGGCCCGUUCCCGCCUCCGAAACCGCUUCGUACCCUGACCAGCAUCCGUGGUAAGCGAGCUGAGACACACAUCAGGAGAGGGUUCAGGGAGUACAUGCAUGAUCAGAAAGUCAAGGUCAAGGCGAAGGCGGGCAAGGGCGGCAGCAAGACGGAUGUGAGUGUUGCUGGGGGAGUAAGGCCGGUGGUAGAGGCGGCUUGA